AUGGAGCGGAGAAUGAAUGAGGCAUUAGUACGAGGCGACGUGCCUGCCUUUCUCGAUUUGAUUAAAGAAGAUGAGAACCUCAUCAAUCAGACGACCUCUGAAGCCUCCGACACUGUCUUACACAUCGCUGUAAAAUUCGGGAACCUUGAUAUGGCCACCGAAAUCGUUAAACUACAGCCGGAGAUGGUAUCGGCAGUGAACAAGAAGAUGGAGACUCCAUUCCAUGAAGCAUGUAGGGAAGGGCUCGUGGAGCUGAUGGAGCUGUUGUUACGAACUGACCCUCGGGUUGCUUACAAGCUUAACCUCCAGAACGAGAGUGUGCUCUUUGUGGCCUGUCGUCAAGGCCGGUUCAACAUAGUGCAGCUGCUGCUGUCGAACCAUUCAAGGCUCCUUUUGUUGGAGGAUGAUACUCUCACUACUUCCCUUCAUGUUGCGGCAUCGGCCGGCUACUACGAAAUUGUGAAGGAAAUACUGAAAGCACGGUCGGACUUCGCCUGGAAAAAGGACUUGCAUGGAUGUUCUCCCUUGCACCUAGCCUGUAACAAUGGACAUUUAGAUAUAACAAGAGAGCUUAUACUGAAAGCUGACCCUGACCUCUCUUCCUUGCAAGACAAGGACGGCAAGACACCGCUUCAUUCAGCGGCAAUCAAAGGAAGAGUAAACAUCCUCAAAGAGAUCCUCUCCAAGAACCUUGAUUCCGUCGAGAUGGUAACCGAACAUGGUGAGACGGUUCUUCAUCUUUCCGUCAAGAACAACCAGUAUGAAGCCGUCAGAUACCUGGUUGAUACCCUUAACAUUACCAAUCUCUUGAACAUGGCCGACAAAGAGGGCAACACUGUGUUGCAUCUUGCUUCUGCCAGAAAGCUCACCGCAAUGGCUACGUACCUACUCACCAUGACAAAUAUCGACGUCAACGCUCUCAAUUGGAAAGGAUUUACAGCUCUUGACGUCGUGGAAACCAGUGGCAACAGCUCCGGUACUCUACGCCUGAAGUUACAGGAAGCCGGCUGUAUCCGAUCUGAUCAGCUGCCGCCACGGCUAUCACCUUCUCCAUGGUCUACCUCAGCCGCGGCUUUGGAUUCUCCUGCAAAUCGCCAUCACCACAACCAUAACCAUAACCGACGCCGCAUAGAAAAGAGACUGAAGCUCCACAUGGAGGGCUUGACAAAUGCGCGUAACAACUUCAUAGUUGUGGCUGUUCUAAUAGCCACCGUAACAUUCACUGCUGGCCUCAACCCCCCCGGCGGUUUUCACCAAAACGAAGGUCCACUGCUAGGCAUGUCAGCACUUGGGAAGAAGAUCGCUUUUAAGGUCUUCAUGGUCUGCAACAACGUGGCAUUGUUUUCUUCAAUGGGAAUAGUGACUGUUCUGGUGAGUGUCAUUCCCUUCAGGCAGGAAUCGAUGAUGAAGCUUGUGGAGGUCACACAUAAGGUGAUUUGGGUUUCGUUAUCUUUCAUGGCAGCUGCCUACCUAACAGCCACGUGGAUGCUUACGUCAAGUGGAACGGGAACGGAGCGUGCUCUAGUGACUGUACUGUCGAUUGGGGGAGGAUGCGUGAUAUACGUCUUUAUGGGGCUCUUGGUUAUGUUGACAAGGCACUGGCUAAAGGAAGUUGUAAUAGAGGAAGAAGAGAGUCCCGAUCACCUGAACCUGCCGCCACGGCUGUCACCUUCUCCAUGGUCGACCUCAGCCGCGGCUUUGGAUUCUCCUGCAAAUCGCCAUCACCACAACCAUAACCAUAACCGACGCCGCAUAGAAAAGAGACUGAAGCUCCACAUGGAGGGCUUGACAAAUGCGCGUAACAACUUCAUAGUUGUGGCUGUUCUAAUAGCCACCGUAACAUUCACUGCUGGCCUCAACCCCCCCGGCGGUUUUCACCAAAACGAAGGGCCACUGCUAGGCAUGUCAGCACUUGGGAAGAAGAUCGCUUUUAAGGUCUUCAUGGUCUGCAACAACGUGGCAUUGUUUUCUUCAAUGGGAAUAGUGACUGUUCUGGUGAGUGUCAUUCCCUUCAGGCAGGAAUCGAUGAUGAAGCUUGUGGAGGUCACACAUAAGGUGAUUUGGGUUUCGUUAUCUUUCAUGGCAGCUGCCUACCUAACAGCCACGUGGAUGCUUACGUCAAGUGGAACGGGAACGGAGCGUGCUCUAGUGACUGUACUGUCGAUUGGGGGAGGAUGCGUGAUAUACGUCUUUAUGGGGCUCUUGGUUAUGUUGACAAGGCACUGGCUAAAGGAAGUUGGAAUAGAGGAAGGAGAGCAUGGGGAGGAAGAAGAGUGUCCCGAUCACCUGAACGUACGUGUAGAUUAG
Molecule: messenger RNA, 2307 nt
Organism: Macadamia integrifolia
Lineage: Eukaryota; Viridiplantae; Streptophyta; Magnoliopsida; Proteales; Proteaceae
Product: ankyrin repeat-containing protein At5g02620-like
Exons: 5
Coding region: 1-2307 (768 amino acids)
Cellular component (GO): plasma membrane
Molecular function (GO): protein phosphatase regulator activity; protein phosphatase 1 binding
Source: RefSeq, a predicted model, not a curated record